Molecule: messenger RNA, 2332 nt
Organism: Anguilla anguilla (European eel)
Lineage: Eukaryota; Metazoa; Chordata; Actinopteri; Anguilliformes; Anguillidae
Gene: adat1
Product: adenosine deaminase tRNA specific 1
Exons: 11
Coding region: 445-1860 (471 amino acids)
Biological process (GO): RNA processing
Molecular function (GO): adenosine deaminase activity; RNA binding
Source: RefSeq, a predicted model, not a curated record
AGAUGUGAAGUUUAUAUUUGUGCUUGAUCGUCGCUGCUUUAAGACUUGCUUCCAAGAUGUAUGCAAGUGAGAUUGUUACGUUUUUUGCAGCUUAUUCGCAAGCACAGAAAUACAGAACUACAAUGUAAUUGAACUCGUGUUUUGAGUUCAUGUCUCUUUUAUUUUGAAAAUAACAUUUGAAACGUCGGAGGGAAUUACGUUUCCUGCCCGGAGUUCUGGAACAUGUGUGCGACAGUACGUGGUCCGCUGAUGAAAUUGCCCGUCUGUGCUACAAUCGCUUCGACGAAUUACCAAAAAGAGGCAAGCCAGAGCCGGGACGAGAGUGGACGCUUCUGGCGGCGGUUGUGAAAGUGUCCGAAGCACCGUCACAGGGUCAACCUGGGCGAAAAGUCGAUGCUGCGUGGAGUAUGAUGAAUCUCUGAUUAGGUCACGGCUGUAAAUCGUAUGUGUGACACCUGCUCCUGCUCCACAGUUGAAAAGGAGGUGGUGUCCUUGGGGACGGGUACCAAAUGCAUUGGACAGUCAGCCAUGAGCCCCCGCGGUGAUGUGCUAAAUGACAGCCAUGCUGAGAUCAUCGCCAGGAGGGGCUUCGUCAGGUACCUAACAGAGGAGCUGAGGAGUGCGGUGGUUGGGGAGGGCAGCAGGGUGUUUUGCCCCGGAGACGAGCGGGGAAAAUGGCGGCUGCUGGACGGCGUCUCGUUCCUCUUCUUCACCAGCCACACCCCCUGUGGCGAUGCCUCCAUCAUCCCCAUGAUCGACAGCCAGUCGCAGCCCUGUCUACCAAUCGGGACGAUGGAGCGAGCCGACGGAACCAAUGAGGCGCCUGCAGUUACAGACGGGGGCGGGACCCUGAAACGGCAGACAGAGGGGGAGGAGGGCGGGGCCUGCAAACGCCCCCGGCUGGAUACCGAGGAAGAGGAGGAGGAGAAGAAGGAGGAGGCGGUCAGAGCGCCCGAGGGCCUCCUCUCUCCCGCCGAACGCGGCGCCGCGGACGCCGACGGCGCUAACGCUGGAGGCCCGGAGGAGCGGGCCCGGGACGUCCACAGGACGGGGGCCAAGUGCGUCCCGGGGGCCCGCUCGGACCCCCGGGAGGCGGGGCCGGGGUACCACAGCGUGGGGGCGCUGAGGGUGAAGCCGGGGCGGGGGGAGCCCACCCGCUCGCUCUCCUGCAGCGACAAGCUGGCGCGCUGGGCCGCGCUGGGCUGCCAGGGCGCGCUGCUCUCGCACUACCUGCAGGGGGCGAUCCGCUUCGGCGCCGUGGUCACGGGGAAGUGUCCCUACAGCCCGGCGGCCAUGGAGAGGGCGCUGAUCAGCAGGUGUGCGCAGGUAACGGGGCUGCCCGUCGGGUACGAGCUGCAGCCGCCGCAGCUGCUGCAGUCCGGUCUGGAGUUCGCGCACAGCCAGGCGCAGACGGAGCGCAGCCACCGGCAGGGCCAGGGCAGGGUCUCACCCUGCGGGGCAGCCAUCAGCUGGUGCGCCGUCACUGAUCAGCCACUAGAUGUCACUGCAAACGGCUACAAACAGGGCGUGACAAGGAAGGCUCUUGGCACAGACAAAUCCAGGUCUUUGAUCUGUAAGGCCGAGCUCUUCCGCUGCUUUCUGAACCUGCUGGCAGUCACCGCAGACUCCCAACUCCCACAGUCCCUGAGGGGUGAUGACAACGCAAAACACAAUGAGGACACAAUGGGAAGCGAUGCGUUAUCAUUCUCACUAAUACAGUUGUACAGGGGGAAGGAGCUGCAGACAUACGGGGACUACAAGCAGGCUGCGCAGACGUACCAGCAGGCCUGGCUGCAGCUGCGCACGCAGGCCUUCCCACUGUGGCUGCGCAGCCCUCGAGACCUGCUGCUGUUCCACUGAGCUGCCGUGCCCACGGACACGCUGCGUGUGAGUGUGUCUGUCUGUCUGUCUGUCUGUGUGUGUCACAUUUUUACUUGUAUGUGUGUGUGUCACAUCUGUACCUGUUUGUGGGGUCCUGUGUCUGUUCCUCCGGUAGCAACGGGCCUCAGAAGUUCUGCAUAGACAAGGUCUGAUAAAGUGUGGGUGUGUUUGUGCGUGUGAGUGUGAGUCUCUGCUUAAGUGUGUGUGUAUGUGUGAGAGGGAGUCUGUUAAAGUCUGGGUGUGCGUGUGUGUGCGUUGUCGUUUACCAAAACACCUUGUUCAACCUUCCACCGAUGUGUUCCCAAGAAUCUUAAAUAAAGACGCAAAAGAGAAACCAUUUUAAAUGUAUUUUUUAUUGGUUAGGUCAUCCAGCUACCUCACCUUUCAAAUAUUUUAACUUAAAAUCUUUGAAUAUAAUCUAAAAAAAAAAAAAAGAGAAAAGAAAGAAAAG